AUGUGGAUAUUAUCCUCCGAUGGUGAUUUCCUCCGUGGCAAACGAGUAUGGCUGAAGCCCGGGAAGCAAUAUCUAUUUGGCCGAGUGAAAAAGAACGGAGUGCACCAUGCAAUCGACAACGUAACUAUCUCGCGACAACAUUUGGUUAUUGAAGUCGGACAGGUAAAGCCGGGGGAUGGAUUACAUGUCCACGCAAAAUCGCGGCUCAAAGUUACCGACCAGAAGACAAAGUGUGGAACUAUAAUCGAUGGAGAGCCGAUCAAGGGCUUGAGCAAGGAGCUCAACAAGGACGAACACGUCAUCCAGAUUGGCAAAUAUCCACACCCUCUAAGGAUCAAGUGGCACCCUGUCGUUCUGAGCUUCUCACUUCCGUCAAAAACGAAUGAUCCAAUCAGCCAAGCUCGCUCUAGCCUGGAAGAACUCGAUAUUAAAACCGUAGUCCCUUAUGUUGUUGGCAAGACAACCCACGUUGUUCAAAACAAACGCAAUACUUCAAAAGGGCUUCAGGCAUUAAUUAAUGGAAGACAUAUCGUACAAAAAUCGUACAUUGAGGCCAUUGUAUACGCGGCGGCACCUGGCGACCUUGAGAGCGAAGAAGCACUUUGUCCUCUAGAGGAGGAUUUUGAUGCCUUUUGGCCGGAUCCAACACAGUACCUACCCCCUCGGGGCAAGGAACCUUCCCGGAGAUUUGAUGAUUUACAGGGCCCGAUUACGAACGGCCAUGGAAAAGCUUUGCUCUACGAGAUUGAACGUGGAAGAACCACUGCGGAGGAUAUAGUUAAUUAUAUGAAACAAGUUGCGGGUAACAAGGGUUUAGGAAAUUUCGACGGCAGUGGGGGUGUUAUCCUCGUGCAGUUUCGAAAGGCGGACGAGCAUUGCGAUUGGGAUAUAGAAAUCGAAAGCAGGGUCGCCUCACUAACAGGUCAGAAGAUUGUUGAAACAAUGCCGAUGGAGGAUGAUGAACCCAGGAGGAUGGGGUUACAUAACACAAAGGCUGCCAGCCACUCAUCGAAACGAUCUCGUACGCGGACAUAUGUUAGCAAGUUCAAGACAUUCGAUGACGGAUUCGACAUGGAUUCUAUUCCGAUGUAUACUCUGGAGCAUGGUAGCGGAUCGGAAGAAACUUCUCAAGCUCGGAUUCCUGACUCCUUACUUGGCCAAUCUCAGACAAGUAUACACUUGUCUGAAGGCGAGCAUAUUGUCUCAGAACUCUUGCCAGGCGCUGCAGCGAUGAAGAUACGCCUUGCAAAAGGCCGAAAACGAGCCAAAUCUACCCCUCCACCUGAAGCCUCGCAGAAACCAAAGAGGGUAAGGUUGAAUGUAAUGGAAGCGGCCCGGCAACGUGUCCUGGCUGUUGAUGAAGAAGCCAUGCAGCAGCGAGAACAAGAGGUUGCACCCUUUUGUGUGAUGACGGAAGGAGUUGAGGUCGGACAAUUGCGGAACCUUGCAAUUGUUGAAGAGAUGGUGAUGCCGGCCAUAUCUCGCGAACAGGUAGAUCCAACCCACGGCGUCACGUAUGAUGAGCGCUGGAGUGGACGAAACAACUUUAAAAAGUUUCGGAGGAAGGGACAUGGCUGUCCAAUUCCGCAUACUGUUCAACCUGUUAUCGUUCCGUUGGAAGAAGUUAAGAGGAAGGACUCUGGCCUUGGCGAGACGUGCUGGAGGACAAGGCAGCCGAAGUCCGCAUGUCAGACUUCCAAUGAUCGGACCAAGGAGACUCCAAGUACUUCACACCCCAUUGUUCUGCGAAACAGAUCUCUCACUCCACCUUCAAGGAUUGGGGGGUCUGAUAGUGAAGAUGGGUUGAGAUUCCGCUUUCGAAUAAGGAAAGGAAAAUGA
Histoplasma mississippiense is the source of this 1839-nucleotide messenger RNA. RefSeq lists its product with no specific name. Gene Ontology annotation, cellular component: Mre11 complex. Gene Ontology annotation, biological process: double-strand break repair via homologous recombination; mitotic G2 DNA damage checkpoint signaling. Lineage: Eukaryota; Fungi; Ascomycota; Eurotiomycetes; Onygenales; Ajellomycetaceae. The record is from RefSeq and is a predicted model, not a curated record. The transcript is spliced from 9 exons. The coding region runs from base 1 to 1839 and encodes 612 amino acids. Gene Ontology annotation, molecular function: damaged DNA binding; protein binding.